Molecule: messenger RNA, 793 nt
Organism: Gastrolobium bilobum
Lineage: Eukaryota; Viridiplantae; Streptophyta; Magnoliopsida; Fabales; Fabaceae
Product: protein MIZU-KUSSEI 1
Exons: 1
Coding region: 29-793 (254 amino acids)
Biological process (GO): hydrotropism
Source: RefSeq, a predicted model, not a curated record
CAUUCCUUCCACCACCAUCCAACCAACCAUGACCAUCGACACCCUCCGUCGAUUCUUUCUCCCUUGUUUCUUCCCUACCACCACACCCACCACCACCAUAACCAAGAAACCCCUCGCUUCCUCCAACCACCACCCCACCACAACCAAGAAACGCAUCAGCACCUCCCUCCGCCACAACACCACCACCAAUACAACCACCCAACACCACUCCCCAUCUUCCUCAUCCUCCACGUCCACCACCUCCGGCGCCACCGCGGCUCCCCCGCGCCCCUCAAAGUCGAUGGUCAUCGGAACCAUCUUCGGAAACCGCCGCGGCCAUGUGUGGUUCUGCAUCCAGCACGACCGCCUCUCCACGAAGCCAAUCCUCCUCUUGGAACUACCACUCUCCACCAACAACCUCGUCCGUGAAAUGCGUAACGGCCUCGUCCGCAUCGCACUCGAGUGUUCCCCCACGCGCUCUGACGUUUCCUCAUGCCCCCUCCGGUCCAUUCCCGUCUGGACAGCCUUCUGCAACGGCCGAAAAACCGGGUUCGCCGCACGUCGCCGGACCGGCGAACGGGUCCGGUCCAUCCUCAGGACCAUGCAGUGCGUCACCGUCGGAGCCGGAGUCAUUCCCUCCGGGUUCGGAUCCUCCGGUUCCGGUUCGGAGGAGCUCAUGUACAUGCGGGCUAACUUCGAACACGUGGUAGGCAAUGCGGACUCCGAGUCGUUUCACCUCAUUAACCCGGACGAGUGCCCCGGUCAGGAACUCAGCGUUUUCUUGCUCCGGUCUGGACUUCCGGUUCAUCGUUGA